AUUACGCUGGAUUCAGCGCACAGCAGGCUAUGGCGCUUCCUGACUGGAUGGUAACGUUGGCGGUCGCUGCAUCCUUCUUCUGUUUUUUCUGUUUGUUUGUUCGGUACAGGCGGACCACAUCAGCGUUUUGCAGGAAACUAUUUAGCUGGAUAAUGGCUCGAACAGAGAAGCCAUUGUUCCGAAUCGCGUACACACUGUACACAAGAACCAGACUGGGUUAUAUCUACUACAAGAGGCAAAUGAGGAAAGCGAGGGCAAAUUAUCCUGCUGGGCAUUCCACCACUCAUCCCAUGGAGUUCAAUGGUGUAAAAAUAAUUCCCAUCUCAGUGCUGUCCGACAACUACAGCUACCUUGUAAUUGACACGGCCUCCAGUGUUGCAGUUGCUGUAGACCCUGCAGACCCUCAAAAAGUUCAGACAGUGCUUGAGGAAGAGGGAGUAAUGUUAGAAGCUAUACUGUGUACACAUAAGCACUGGGACCACAGCGGCGGCAACAAAGGUCUCAAAAGGCUUCACGGCUCAUGUCACGUGUACGGAAGCGCAGCUGAUAACAUUCCAGGCCUCACACACGCCCUCUCACACAGAGACUCAGUGAGAGUUGGUCAGAUGCACUUUAAGGCCCUGUUCACUCCUGGACACACAGUGGGCCACAUGAUCUACCUCCUGGAUGGCCAAGCAGUUGGUGCCCCCUCCAGCCUCUUCUCUGGUGAUCUGGUGUUCCUCUCAGGAUGUGGGAGGAUGUUUGAGGGCAGUGCCACAACAAUGCUCUCAUCGCUGGACACAGUUGGUUCCUUGAGUGAUGAUACUUUACUGUGGCCAGGUCAUGAGUAUGCAGAGGACAACUUGCUGUUUGCUGCUGAGGUCGAGCCACGCAAUGCUGCCAGGGAGGAUAAAUAUCAGUGGGUGCUGCAGCAACGAGGCCAGAAGCUUUGUUCAUGCCCCUCCACCAUCGGGGAAGAGAGGCAGUACAAUCCUUUCCUACGCAGCCACUCUGCAGAGCUUCAUCAGGCUCUGGGGAUCCAGCAAUUCCAGGAUGAAGACUGGACCCAGUUCAGGGCAAGGGUCUUAGAAGAGCUAAGAAAACGCAAAGACAUCUACAACAGGAGGUAGUAAAGCCAAGGACUGCACUAAAUAACAGAGAAAAGACCUGCACCUGAUGGUUGGUGGGAAUCUGUGAUCCUCUUUAAAGUGUCCUAAUAAGACCAAUCAUGAAUGGGCAUUCAGACAUUUUGAGCUGAAUCUGUGACCAAAAUGAAGAGAGUUACAUCUUUAUUAUUUAAUCAUGUGUUAACAUAUAAUAGUCAUAUUUUUUUCUUCACGGGCUGUAGUUUAAUAAUAAACUUGUUCUUGUUCAGAACAUUGCACAUUUAUCACAUAGUGUCAUACACAUAAUAAUACACAUAAUGUAGAUAUGCAUGACUGAUGUUUGGUUAUUUUACAAGUAGGUACAAUCAGGUUUCUGUUUUUGGUACCUUAAGUAAUUCAGCUGGUAAGGUACUGAUUUGUUUGAUGUCUAGUUACCACUCAUAAGACUUUUUGUUGAUAAUAUGUAACACACAGCUUUUCUUUGCAGGCCUUGUUUAACAUUUACAGUCCUGCUCAGUUUAUUUCACUGAGAGUUUAGGACAUUUUGGGAUUGAUGUGUUUGGUUUUGAAUAUUUUUGAAUAUAAACAUCAAAGGGUAUGGUGCAUUUAAUUUAAUUUAACAAAUCCUAUAAUAGGGUGAUUUUUGUUUGCGCUUCACCAUUUAUAGUUAUAGUGAUAGUUAGGAUUUGAUUUGAGCCAAAGGAGAAAAAAAAAAAAACCUGUUUUCUUUUAAAGAGUAUUUUUUGUGUGUUCAUCAGUGAAUGUUUUCUUUUUUUCUCAACUGUGACCAUGCUUGAAGUUUUUUUGUGUGGGGAUGUGUGAAGUGCAUUCAAGUAGUCAGUGUCUUAUCUGCAGUAGACACCAAUCAGAACUCUCCCAGUGUAGAGAGGCACAAAGAAACUGUGACAAAUGGGCUAAACUAGCUACUAAAACUGGGCAAUGUAAAGAAUAUUUAUAAUAUUUAACAGAACUCUGUGUGAAUUAAGGCUAUAGUACCUGUAUUUAGUUUAUAGAAAUGUUGCUUAAGUGACAUAAUGUAAAAAUCCAUCAUACAUAGCACCUUCCACAAAGAUCAAUGUGAAAUAUAUAUAUAUGCAGCGACGAGCCCGCAGGCCCCGCCAGAAGCCAUCUACACCCGAGCAGAUCCAGCCAUGGACCCAGAGACCCAAGACCCCGGGACAUUUCACUCCCCAAGCAGAGGCUCGACGGAGCCUAAUGGUCCAGGUCCCGGCAAGCAGCCACCGGGAGUGAGUUAGCUCCCAGCCCCAGACACCGAGAACCACAAGUACACCAGUGGGCAGAGACACCAACCGCCAGCAGGUAGUGUGGCGGGGAGGAAAUACUGAUCCAGGAGAGGGAGCAGUCCAAGACCCAACCUGACACAAAAACAAGCACACACAAUCACACAUAGAAACAGGCACAAGACAUGCUCCCCCGUCCCACCCACCCGACUGCCAACCGGCGCCCGGCCAGGGGCCCGAGCCACAGAAGGAAGCAUUGGAGGAAGACCACCACAGCAGGCCAAGAACCGGGCACCCUGCCAACCGCACACCCAAACCCCGGAGGUCCCCCAGGAUGCUGGCGACUCACCCUCCCACACGGAACAAUAAUUAAAAAGUUUACAGCAACUGGAACUGUGACAAACAAGGCUGGUAGUUUUUCUUGGUAAGAGAGGAGAUGGAGAGGAUGGUAAGGAAUGUAAUAAAUAUAACUCUAAAGCAUUGAGUUAAGGAACUGCAGUAAUAUAAGAUGAAUUUGUCUUCAGGUUUCAUAUCGAGUUUUAACAGGGGUGGCAAUAAAUGUGGAGCAUGCUCAGUUCUGCAGAAAUGUUCUUGUGGUUUCACUUGUACCAGGUGCCAAAACACUUUAGGCCUCCUGUUGAGUCUUGGCUUGCAUAUUAUUGACAUAUUCCCACCAUGAUCAUCUAAUUUCACAUAACUCAGAUUGCUGUUAUUUACAAGUAAACACUGUUAUUGAAAGUACUUCCCUCAUUUCCCUUUCUAAAAAAACAGAAAUAAUACUUUAAACCUUAAAAUACUUCAGUCCAUGAAUGUGAACUGAACACCUGUGAAGGUAUUGUGAUGUAAAUUCUAUAACCUGAAGGGAGUGUUCCCAGUGUUGUAUGGGAGCCUGUAAAACCAACACUGCAAACACUGCAUUAAAUAUGAAGAUAAUUGCAUUCAAACUGGUGUUAAAGAAUUUCUAGACAUGCAUGUUUUGCAGCAAAAGAUUUCAGACAAGUUAAAGAGUGUUAUUUGCAUCGGUCUUUCUCUUUGAAAGAUAAAACUUCAUUGACUGAAGGAAUGCUUAAAAAUGUAGAUACCAAACGUAUUUAUAUUAAUAGAGGUGAAAUGGCAAAUGUAUUGUUACUGAACUAUCACGGUACAGAUGCUAUUUGCGGCUACAUGCAGUCAGAUAAAGAAUAUGUUGGUCACUCAUCCAAAAGAGGAUGCAUUUGUGCUUUUAUCACUUUUUGUUAAUUUUCAUGACAGAAAUUGGGUUGAUUACGCUACUAGCUAAGGUACUCCACAACAAACUGAUGCAGAGAUGACUGAUAACAAUGACACACAAGUUAAACACCAGGCUUCUUGUUUUUAAUUAGCAGAUCACAGAAUUAGAGUUUCCAGUGAUAUGGCAACAGUGGAUUGAGAGCAAUGUUAUAUGGCGAGUUUAAUGUCCUAAUGACACCCUAAAAGAUAGAGUUAUUUGUGUAUUCAUUUAAGUCUUUGUUCUCAGGCAACUUUUUCAUUAAAUACGCCUGUAGGAACCGGCAGACUCAUCUAGAGGACUGUUCAGUGGUAUGUCACCUGAAUAACAGUUUACAUUUUAUUGUCUAGCAGUGUUAAGUUAUUCAGUUCUUUACUGCCUUUUAUUUUGCAUGAGGUUGAGGCCAAAAAAGUCAAAACAAACAUUUUAGGAUGUGAUUUUUAUUAUUUUGUAAAUGUUUUUUUCAUUUUAAAGUGAAUUUGCCUGCUACCUUAGAGCCCCUUCAUGGCUAAGGUUGAUUUAUAUUUCUUUGUUUCUGGCUUUAUGUUUUGCAUUACACCAUAACAAAGAAAUAGCCUAAGGGAUUUGUUAUGAUGUGACAAGAACUGACAUUUGUUAGUAAAGUAUACUUUUGGUCAUCUUUCCUGUUAGCUCAAUAGGGUGAUUUACUAUGGUGAAACGUUAUCAAAUCUGUGAGAAAUGUACAAUAAAUAUUAUUUUUAUUGUA
Molecule: messenger RNA, 4299 nt
Organism: Girardinichthys multiradiatus
Lineage: Eukaryota; Metazoa; Chordata; Actinopteri; Cyprinodontiformes; Goodeidae
Gene: pnkd
Product: PNKD metallo-beta-lactamase domain containing
Exons: 9
Coding region: 30-1109 (359 amino acids)
Cellular component (GO): mitochondrion
Molecular function (GO): hydroxyacylglutathione hydrolase activity
Source: RefSeq, a predicted model, not a curated record